CUCAUAGUCGUCGCUUGACGCCUUGUAUAUCACUACAGUCACCACCAUGGCCGCUUCCAUGAUUGUGCAGCGCCGUGCCGCCUUCGGCGUGGCUCGCCAGACGCCCCGCUCGGUGCGCGUGAAGGCUGCGACUCGCCCGGUCUGGUUCCCAGGAAACCCACCUCCGGCCCAUCUGGAUGGCUCCCUGGCUGGUGACUACGGCUUCGACCCUCUCUUCCUGGGCCAGGAGCCGCAGACCCUGAAGUGGUAUGUGCAGGCUGAGCUGGUGCACGGCCGCUUUGCCAUGCUUGGCGCGGCUGGCAUCAUCCUGACCAGCAUUGGUGCCAAGGUUGGCCUGGGCUUCCCAGAGUGGUACGAUGCCGGCAAGGUGGUCGUGGAGAAGAACAACAUUGAUUUCCCCACGCUUCUGAUCACCCAGCUGUACCUGAUGGGCUGGGCCGAGACCAAGCGGUGGUACGACUUCAAGAACCCUGGCAGCCAGGGCGACGGCUCUUUCCUGGGCUUUACUGAUGAGUUCAAGGGCCUUGAGAACGGUUACCCUGGCGGUCGCUUCUUCGAUCCCAUGGGCCUGUCCCGCGGUGAUGCCGACAAGUACAAGGAGUACAAGCAGAAGGAGAUCAAGAACGGCCGCCUGGCAAUGAUUGCUUGCCUGGGCUUCGCUGCUCAGUACGCCGCUACCGGCAAGGGCCCGCUCGACAACCUUGCUGACCACCUGGCUGACCCCAACCACGUGAACUUCGCCACCAACGGCGUUUCGAUUCCGAUUGCCUAAGCUAAUUUGGAGUCGCCAUGGCGUGCUCGAUGCUGGUCGAGACGGUGGAACGGAUUUCCAUCCGUAUCGGCGCAUGGCUGUGCUGGGGUAGUCUUCGGAGUUGCACGAAGUCUGCGCCUUGCUAGUCUUGGAGCUGCGGGAGGGCGUUCAUCCUGCCAGAGCAACAACGGUUUUAAAAGUUAGUUUGUUCCGGCUUGAUGGAGCUUCAAAGAUGGCGCUUCAACAGCGAGCAAUCUAAGUUCUGUCUCUUGAUGGCAGUUUUGUACGGGGUUGAAGGGGUUUUGGUAUAGCAACAAGGGUUGUAUAUCUAAGCUGUCUUUGCAGAGAAGAUCAUGACCGAGUGUUCGUGACCGGGCAAUUGUGGAAGAAUGCGCGAAGGUGCCGGUUAAGCGACUGUGGCUGUGUAACCCAACUAUGUUGUAUUGUGAACGUAUCUCGAGCAUACAGCAAUAAUAUCAAGUGAAGAAUCUGGUCUAUCAGUAGGGAUUAUAGCGAGCCUCAGACCGCUAUGAAGAAACCUUAGGUAGGGCCAUCAAAUCGCGAGGACUAAGAAUGUUAAUGCAAAAAUGCUCGUUU
Molecule: messenger RNA, 1348 nt
Organism: Volvox carteri f. nagariensis
Lineage: Eukaryota; Viridiplantae; Chlorophyta; Chlorophyceae; Chlamydomonadales; Volvocaceae
Gene: lhcaG
Product: light-harvesting protein of photosystem I
Exons: 7
Coding region: 47-772 (241 amino acids)
Biological process (GO): photosynthesis, light harvesting in photosystem I; response to light stimulus
Cellular component (GO): membrane
Source: RefSeq, a predicted model, not a curated record